AGCCCCCAAAGUCCUGAGCAGCAGCCCUCCCUUCCUCCGCCAGUGAGACGUACAGCAGCGCCGCACAGGGAUUCUUAUAUCCUUCCUUUAGAUCGCGACUUGGGUACAUCCAUACUCCAAAAUGAAGCCUGUGAUAGUUGUCCUGUGCUGCGUAUUUCUUUGCUUUUCAUGCCAAGCAAGUGCACUGGCUGCGACCAGUGCGCCAGCCUCGAAUUCUACCCACUUUGGCGCAGCGCGCAGCAUUGGAGCAGAGACUUCCAAAAGCAGGCGGAAGCGCUACAUAAGUCAGAAUGACAUGCUUGCCAUCCUCGAUUACCAUAACAAAGUGAGGGGAAAAGUGUUUCCACCCGCGUCCAACAUGGAGUACAUGGUGUGGGAUGACACCCUGGCUAAAACAGCUGAGGACUGGGCUCAUGCUUGCCUGUGGGAGCAUGGACCACCUCAUCUUCUCAGGUUUCUGGGUCAGAACCUCUCAGUGAGGACAGGACGGUACCGCUCCAUUCUACAGCUGGUGAAACCCUGGUACGAUGAGGUCAAGGAUUACUCUUUUCCAUACCCCCGCGACUGCAAUCCCAGAUGCCCUCUUAGAUGCUACGGACCCAUGUGUACCCACUACACACAGAUGGUGUGGGCAACAACCAACAAAGUGGGCUGUGCGGUUCACACGUGCCACAACAUGAACGUGUGGGGAUCAGUGUGGAAGAGGGCGACGUAUCUUGUCUGCAACUACUCACCCAAAGGUAACUGGAUCGGCGAGGCUCCCUACAAAGUGGGUGUUCCCUGUUCCGCCUGCCCCCCCAGCUACGGUGGCUCCUGCAGCAACAACAUGUGUUUCCCGGCUCUCAAGACAAACUACCUGCACUGGUUCAAAUAAGCUUCCUCUCCGCGCACGCCGAAAACCUCCUGUGCCACAGAGACAUUAAUGCCGAUCGAAUUUGCACAACCGUCUUGGACCACAUUGUUUUAUGUAUAUAUGGCUUAUUUAAAGACACAACCACACAUUGAUGGCAGCGACGAUUACAAGUGAUCAUGUGUAAAUAGCCUGUAAAUGAAUCUCUUCAGUAUGUGUUAUUGAAUAUAAUUUAUGUUUAAA
This is a messenger RNA of Synchiropus splendidus (mandarinfish), 1093 nucleotides long. RefSeq names its product peptidase inhibitor 15-A-like. NCBI's taxonomy places the organism in Eukaryota, Metazoa, Chordata, Actinopteri, Syngnathiformes, Callionymidae. The transcript is spliced from 6 exons. The coding region runs from base 122 to 874 and encodes 250 amino acids. The record is from RefSeq and is a predicted model, not a curated record. Gene Ontology annotation, cellular component: extracellular region.